AAACCGAAACACUGAUGAUCUCGUAUAAAUUCGUUUCAUUGCUUAUUUCUGUGUUUUGUGUGCAUUGUGCAAAACGGAGUGUAAAUCUUUAGAUUAUUUAUUUAUAGGCUUUUUUGCUGCUAUUUUUUAGCAACAGCACGAUGAAUGGUGGCGGGAAUAAUGGUGAGGGAAGAGGUAAUGGUGGUGGAAGAGAUAAUGGUCCGUCAUGGUGGCAAUACGGGGCGGCAGCAGCGGCAUUGACAGCUACAGCCGGAACCAUAUACUAUUUAACGAGACAACCUCAGCCGGUAGAGUCGGACACUACAGUCGCGCAGUCGAAACAGCAACGACAAGGCGUAUUGAGCACACUCGGUGAUUUACUCGAACCACUUGCAAAUAAUUCGACUAAGAUGGAAGAUGCGAUUUCCCGUUCUUCGGUACCUGUUUCGCCGAAUAUUACGAAUCUAAAUGCGCUGCUCGCCGAUAUUUACGUCAGAUACAUCGCACUCAAAAGGGAAGAUUUUAGACUUCACUACCGUGUUUUUACUGAAGUUUUUAGUCAAAUUCACAAUAAUAUGAAGGAAGUUGACAAAUACUACAACCGGUAUUCCAGCAAUGUUCAAUUCGCUGGUAGUCACUAUGAUAGACUCCGAAUUAAAAAGCCGGAUGAAUUUGAUGUGGAUAUCGUAAUCGACUUGCCAGUAAACUUACGCCGUGACAGCAACGUAAAUGAAAGCGAUAUUAUCAUAGAACCAAAUUUUCCUGGAUUUGUCCAACUACGAGCUGGUGUUCAAUAUCAAAAGCUUUUGGUGAGAGACGGCUUAGAUUGUCUAAUUAAUAGAACAGCGCAUGAAUGGUUGGAUGAAAAGAACUAUAUCCUUCGAUCCAAAUUUACUAAUUGGUUCAAAAGUGUUGGUAACCGAGCGUUAAAUCUAUUUCCAAAAAGAGGAUAUUUACCGGCUUGUUGCGUUGACGGCGUAUCUUACAGUAUUCGAACCUCCGAAAGUGGUCCAGCUUGGACUUUAAUAAUAGAAGCUCCAAAUUUUAAGUUGGAUGUUGAUCUCGUUCCCGCGCUAAGAUUUCCUGAGGAUCGUUGUUUAGAGGCGAAUGUAAUCCGCCCAAUACCACCAGAAUGUCGAAGAGAAUAUUGGAUGGUGGUGCCCAAACCAAAUAAAGGCGGUAACACAAUCCAUGACGAAAAACGUUCAUGGCGCAUAGCUUUACAGGAUCAAGAGAAACAGUUCCUGAAUAACACGUAUCAGUUGCGGCAGACGAUUCGUUUUUUGAAGAAAUUUCGUGAUUCGCAAAACAUGAAUGGAAUAGCAAGUUAUUAUAUAAAAACUCUUUUCUUAUUGGAAUGUGCCGAAUUGCAAGAAAAAAAUGAAAGUCAUAUCUGGCAGACCAGCGACAUGGCAACACUAUUUAAACGUAUGUUACGGAAGUUUUACAUGGCUCUCGAGAAAAAAGAAAUACCAUAUUUUUGGAAUAGACGUCACAAUUUGAUAGGAAGUGUCAAUCAAAGUUUAAUUAACGAGUAUAAAACGAAAGUUCAGCAACUUUUGUCCGUAUUGGACGAUUCUUAUAAUUAUAAACAAGUAGCUAAAUAUCUAUUGGACGAUAAUGAAUAUAACGAAUACAGAUUUUUACUCUGAGUAUUAUAUACUUGAAAUAAAAAUAUUGUGACAAUGAUUUAUAAAAUUACUACUACUGAAAACGUCUGUUGGCACGAUUUACAUAUGUUUUUUUUUAUACAGCCAUUGCGCCGCUCUUUACGUGGCCAGUAACUUUUGUCCGCUCUCUAAAAUUAAUUAUUUGUUAAAUCAUAACAAUUUAAUAAAAUGCAAUCAAGAAUCCUCUUUAUUUUUCUGCACAUCUAUGGCUGGAGCUCUUCAAAAUGAGACUAUAAUCAAUUCUUUAUGUUAUCGUUCCAUAAUCGCUCGGACAAAAAUUACUUACGCUAUUAAUACAUAAGAUGUCCUUUGGCAUAGUUAUUAAAGUUAAUAAAAAAAAUUGUAACCACUAAGUAAGUACACGCACACCAAGACAACAAAGUUGGCUCGUUUUUUGUUUAUUUGUA
This is a messenger RNA of Vanessa atalanta (red admiral), 2056 nucleotides long. Its product is annotated as cyclic GMP-AMP synthase-like receptor. The record is from RefSeq and is a predicted model, not a curated record. NCBI's taxonomy places the organism in Eukaryota, Metazoa, Arthropoda, Insecta, Lepidoptera, Nymphalidae. The transcript is spliced from 5 exons. Bases 141 to 1631 code for a protein of 496 amino acids.